Messenger RNA from Drosophila melanogaster (fruit fly), 860 nucleotides. RefSeq lists its product as uncharacterized. The transcript has a single exon. The coding region runs from base 97 to 768 and encodes 223 amino acids. NCBI's taxonomy places the organism in Eukaryota, Metazoa, Arthropoda, Insecta, Diptera, Drosophilidae. The record is from RefSeq and is marked reviewed.
GUCAGUUUGCAAAAUAAGGUCUUGGCGCAAAGUGUGCCUAGAGGAGCACAGGAGAGUUUACAUACCUUAAAAGGUUAUACCACAAGGACUAGAUCAAUGCAGCGAUCACUGUUACUACUGGCCGUGUCAGCCAUCCUUUUCUGUGCUGCAGUGGCUCUGCCCUCAAGACUAACCAAAUCCGAGGAGGAUUGGCUGGAGCAGAUGCUGACGCUGAGCGAAGACAGCGGUGAACUGCAGGACCUGGACGAGAGCACCGGAAUCCAUAUUAUCAAACGAUCUGCCAAGGAUGCCAGCAGCUCAUCUGAGGAGCAUAAUGACAAAGCCAAAGACAAGGCCAAGAACAAGGCGGACAGCUCCGGCGAUUCCUCCUCCGAGGAAAAGACAACACCAGCUGCGGUAGAAGAAACAACUACGGAGCACACUGCUAGGAAACGCAGAAGCACGGAGGAUACGAUGGUGCGAUCCUUUUGCCAGUCACUGAAAGAAUUCGAUAUUAAGAAUUUCAAUCUACAAUCUGCAUAUGACCGGGCCGUAAGCUUUUGUAAGCAAAGGGAGUCUAGACGAAGACGCCAGGCUGCCGAUCAGAAAUCCAGCGAUGCGCCGGACCUGGAUGCCCAGGCUGAGAAGGAACUGGACGAGCAGAUGGCGCAGGCUGUGGCGGAGCUUUUGAAGGACAAGGACAACACCAGCAUCGAAGACUACGCCCAGGGAUGCGAGGUCAUGGAGGUUAGCUCCAAAGAGGCCAACGAGGCCACCUAUGCCGAAUGAUUUUGAAUAAACAUAAAUAACAUUAUAGCUUAUGUUUUCGUAGCCAUAUUACAUUUUUACUAUUAUUAUAAUGACUGAGUCAUCAAAACAAG